AACACUAAACAUGCCUGAUCCAGCUAAGCCGGCUCCUAAAAAGGGCUCUAAGAAAGCCGUGACAAAGACCGCCGGGAAGGGUGGCAAGAAGCGCAGAAAGAGCAGGAAGGAGAGCUACGCCAUCUACGUGUACAAAGUCUUGAAGCAGGUCCAUCCUGAUACCGGCAUUUCUUCAAAGGCUAUGGGUAUCAUGAACUCCUUCGUGAACGACAUCUUCGAGCGCAUCGCUGGAGAAGCUUCCCGUUUGGCUCACUACAAUAAGCGCUCCACCAUCUCUUCCAGGGAGAUCCAGACCGCAGUGCGUCUGCUUUUGCCCGGUGAGCUUGCCAAGCACGCCGUGUCCGAGGGAACCAAGGCCGUCACCAAGUAUACCAGCUCCAAGUAACGCUGAAGGUUUUACUCGUCCCAAGAUCCAACGGCUCUUUUAAGAGCCACUCAACAUUGUCUUUGAAAAGUAAUUCCAUCAUAAACCUGAUGAGUUGUACAGUACCCAUUUAUCUAUCGUACAACUCGAUAUUUUGUGGGGAUAAACUACGCUACUUCUGUUAUGUCUUGGGUUGCGCUGAAAGCGUAAUUCUCACUCUCGUACCUUUAUUUGUCCAUAUUUGUGACUAAUGCUUUGAUCCAGUGUUAAGCGACAUAACAUUGGAGUUUUUUCGAGAGUAAUGGUUCACUGCUAGCCCAUUAAAGAAUCUCCAGACCAGAGUGUUCCAGCGAAUGAACACGUGCACCACUAAAACGACAUUAAGGGGUGUUGG
Molecule: messenger RNA, 758 nt
Organism: Alosa sapidissima (American shad)
Lineage: Eukaryota; Metazoa; Chordata; Actinopteri; Clupeiformes; Clupeidae
Product: histone H2B-like
Exons: 1
Coding region: 11-385 (124 amino acids)
Cellular component (GO): nucleosome
Molecular function (GO): protein heterodimerization activity; DNA binding; structural constituent of chromatin
Source: RefSeq, a predicted model, not a curated record